Molecule: messenger RNA, 1652 nt
Organism: Centruroides sculpturatus (bark scorpion)
Lineage: Eukaryota; Metazoa; Arthropoda; Arachnida; Scorpiones; Buthidae
Product: zinc finger protein 271-like
Exons: 5
Coding region: 1-1566 (521 amino acids)
Biological process (GO): regulation of transcription by RNA polymerase II
Molecular function (GO): DNA-binding transcription factor activity; RNA polymerase II cis-regulatory region sequence-specific DNA binding
Source: RefSeq, a predicted model, not a curated record
AUGACUCGUUAUUUGCAACGUCAUGAAAGAAUACAUACAGGAGAAAAGCCUUACACUUGUGAUGAGUGUAAUCGGAAGUUUUCUGUAAAAGGAAGCUUAAUUAGACAUCUUCGCACCCACACCGGAGAAAAACCUUACACUUGUGACGUAUGUAAACAAAAAUUCUCUCAAAAAGGAAACUUAAUUACACAUCUUCGCAUUCACACUGGAGAAAAGCCUUACACUUGUGACGAGUGUAAACUUCUGUUUACACAAAGAAUAGACUUAAUUAGACAUCUUCGCACCCACACCGGAGAAAAGCCUUACACUUGUGAAGAAUGUAAAAAGAAGUUUUCAGUAAAAGGAAACUUAAUUAGACACCUUCGGAUCCACAACGGAGAAAAACUAGGAGAAAAGCCUUACACUUGUGAUCAAUGUGAACAGAAGUUUUCACGGAAGGAGCACUUAAUUAAACAUCUUCGCACGCAUACUGGAGAAAAACCUUACACUUGUGACGAGUGUAAUCAGAAGUUUUCUGAAAAAGGAAGCUUUAUCAAACAUCUUCGCAUGCAUACUGGAGAAAAACCUUACACUUGUGAUGAAUGUAAACAGAAGUUUUCAUGGAGGGCGAACUUAAUUACACAUCUUCGCACGCAUACUGGAGAAAAGCCUUACACUUGUGACGAGUGUAAAAAGAAAUUUUCAGUAAAAGGAAACUUAGUUAGACACCUUCGGAUCCACAACGGAGAAAAACUGUAUGAAUGUCAAUUAUGUAAGAAGAACUUUACAGCUAAACUAGAUUUGCAACGUCAUGAAAGAAUACAUACAGGAGAAAAGCCUUACACUUGUGAUGAGUGUAAUCGGAAGUUUUCUGUAAAAGGAAGCUUAAUUAGACAUCUUCGCACCCACACCGGAGAAAAACCUUACACUUGUGACGUAUGUAAACAAAAAUUCUCUCAAAAAGGAAACUUAAUUACACAUCUUCGCAUUCACACUGGAGAAAAGCCUUACACUUGUGACGAGUGUAAACUUCUGUUUACACAAAGAAUAGACUUAAUUAGACAUCUUCGCACCCACACCGGAGAAAAGAAAUUUUCAUGUAAACACUGUAAGAAGAACUUCACAACUAAACAAAACUUGCAACGUCAUGAAAGAAUAUAUAGAGGAGAAAAGCCUUACACUUGUGAUCAAUGUGAACAGAAGUUUUCACGGAAGGAGCACUUAAUUAAACAUCUUCGCACGCAUACUGGAGAAAAACCUUACACUUGUGACGAGUGUAAUCAGAAGUUUUCUGAAAAAGGAAGCUUUAUCAAACAUCUUCGCAUGCAUACUGGAGAAAAACCUUACACUUGUGAUGAAUGUAAACAGAAGUUUUCAUGGAGGGCGAACUUAAUUACACAUCUUCGCACGCAUACUGGAGAAAAGCCUUACACUUGUGACGAGUGUAAAAAGAAAUUUUCAGUAAAAGGAAACUUAGUUAGACACCUUCGGAUCCACAACGGAGAAAAACUGUAUGAAUGUCAAUUAUGUCCAGAGAAAUUCAUUCGAAACACAGACCUAAAAAACCAUUACAAUAUUCACAAUUAGAAAUAAUUUUUCUUCGAAAUUUAUAAUUUUUAUUUAUGUAUAAUAAUCACAAGGUACAAAUAAAACCAGUUUAAAAUUAAAAUCAU